Molecule: messenger RNA, 144 nt
Organism: Meloidogyne enterolobii
Lineage: Eukaryota; Metazoa; Nematoda; Chromadorea; Rhabditida; Meloidogynidae
Source: the annotation of a GenBank genome assembly
AUGGAAUUAACUUCUGGACGUUAUGAGAAUUUAUUUGGAGGUUUUAUUUUUCCGGAGAGGGGAAUUAAGAAGGAAGCAGCUAAAGUACUUCCGGGAAUUUAUCAACUUGCAUUACAAGUUUACAAAGAUGAUUUGAAAUUAUAA